Molecule: messenger RNA, 2467 nt
Organism: Osmia bicornis bicornis
Lineage: Eukaryota; Metazoa; Arthropoda; Insecta; Hymenoptera; Megachilidae
Product: RISC-loading complex subunit TARBP2-like
Exons: 3
Coding region: 581-1579 (332 amino acids)
Source: RefSeq, a predicted model, not a curated record
UGCUAACAGUCGGGUUGGUACCCCUAUAGUAGAUCUUUCCUGCUGUUCAACUAACUAUAUAUGUAUACUUUGCCAUAUUUUUGAUAUGCUACAAAUGGAUUAAUUUUGAAUAGCAAUUAUUCCGUUAAUCUUUUUAUAAAUAUUACAUUGAAUUAGAAUAAACUUAAAUAAAAUUCUUAUCAGUGGUAUAAUUUCAAUUUCGCAUAAAUUAUCUGAUUUGAUAUAUAUUAUGUUUAUAACCUGUGGUUUGUUUUAAACAAAGUACCGAGAUUGUUUAUUUAUUACUUAUUAUAAGUAAAUGUUGUAUCUACAUUACAUAUGUACAUACGUACGUUUGAAAGAGGUAGAUAUUCCUUAUACAUCAUAUUUAAAAACAAAGUGUAUGUUGUAAUGCUUAAAACAUAAAUCUUGGUAUUUACCAAGAAAAAAACAUUUUUAUGUACAAUGUGUAGCAUGCUUCUAAAAGUUACAUAGGUGUAACUCUCUUCACUAGAAACAUAUUUUAUAUAUUUUACAAUUAACAGUGUAUAUACGUGUAUAUAUUAUAAAAAUAAAACCAAAGGGAUUAUAAUAAUCCAAAAUGAAUAAAACACCUGUAUCUAUUUUACAAGAAAUGAUGGUGAAGAAGCACACAGUGCCUAACUAUGAACUUAUUCACGAUGGUGGAGGUACUCAUAUGAAUACUUUUACAUACCAAGUAACAUGUGAUGGUUUAAGUGCAACUGGUACAGGACGUUCUAAAAAGGAUGCAAAACAUGAAGCUGCAAAAGCAAUGUUAGAAACUAUUGCAGCACAUAGAGGUUAUCCACAGUUACCAGCAUCACCUGCACAAUCACCUGUUAGAACACCUUUACCUCAGCCAGUUCCUGAAGUACCUCGAAUUCCACCAAAUGUACCAUUUGUUAAUGCUAUUGGUGCUUUACAGGAUUUAUGCGUAGAAAAUAAUUUACAAGAGCCUCAAUACACACAAAUUAGUGAUGUUGGACCGCCACAUGCAAAAAUUUUUACUAUCCAAUGUGGAGUAUCAACUUUUAAAGAAGUUGGGGUUGCAAGAACAAAAAAGCAAGCCAAACAAGAAGCUGCUAAAAAGAUGCUGGAGAAAAUAAGUGAUUUAGUGUCCUCUAUAGAGGAUGAUACAAAUGAUACAACAAACGUAGAUAAGAGUAAUGCUCUUGCAAAAGCUAGUUAUCUUUUAUUGUCAAGGUUACCUUCAAGUAAAAAAGUAAAUUUAGGUAUUAAGAUAGCAGAAUAUCAUACGAAACUAAAAAGUAGUUUCACUAGUAAUGUAUGUGAUGAGCUAAUUCAAACAUUAGAAUCGUUGAUUCCUGAAGAUUAUAAUGAUGUUUCUGAAGAAUUUGUAGAAGAUUUAUUAGGCAAAUUUUCAGAUUUUUUGUUAACUUUGAAUUUACAAAUUGAAGUUAAAACUAUGAAGUCUAAUGUACCAGAUAAACAUGUUGUAAUUAUGAAGAUAGAUUCUUCACCUCCGAUUAGCCAAGUUUCAUGUGAAAAUACAAUAACACAAGCUAGGUUUACUGCAAUACAAGAAUUAAUUAAUAUAAUGAUAUUUUUCUUGAAGUAAUAGCUUAUGGAAAGAAGAAUGUUACAAUGAAUCUGUGAAUUAUGCCUUUUAUACUUUUAACACGUUGAAUGCCGUGAAGGUCACCGAUGAUCAGUACUCAACUUGCCAAUAAUAUAAUGUGCGUCAUUAGUGACCAACGAUUUCGAUAUUAUUGAAAGCACCUGAAUCAAAUAAAUGGUAAUAUGCGAACAAUUUUUAAUAUUGUUAACCUUAUGAUAAUGAUGUAAAAUAAUUAAUACAUCAUUAGUAUUUAAAUAAUUUUAUUUUUAUUGAAACAUAGUAAACAAGGACAUGGGUUAUCAAUAUAAUCUUCACAAAAUGUAACUUUUUUAAUCAAACGAUAUCUUAUGUUGCGGGGUCACCGGUAACCUUCAGCAAAAUGAAUGCAUAAAGUACGAUAAUAGAAUUCGACUGAAUCGUUUAAUAUUUAAUAUAAAUAUUAAUAUUUAUCAUAUCUUAUCGCAAUAAUCGUAUAAUUAUUCAAUGUGUUAAAUAUAACUGGUAGAAAUGAUGAGAUUUGUUGUUAUCCAAGAUUUCUUAUUUUAAUUCAUUUUCUAACGAAGGUAUUGCAGUUACCAAAAUUACAAAUAGUAAGUUAAGAAUAUGUUUUGUUAUGAGUGAUAACAAUCCAUAUAAGUUAUUAAAAAUUAAGUUCUCGAUCGUAAAUACGAUAUCAAAAAAGUAUUUAUUUUUUACUUUUUAGUUUAGAAUUUCGUUCGUGAUACAGUUUGUAUUUCUUUUACAGAAUUCAAAACGAUUUUAACGGAGAAAACCACGGAGCGCGUGUAACAAAAUAAUCAUAAUGUUUUUCGAAGUUGUUAAUUAUUUUUUUUAUAUCAAUUUAUAUCUGUUAUAUUUAAAUAUUUUGUUUGCCCGUUUACCUACAUU